ACAAAACAAAACUGAAAAGGAAAGGGACUCGUUUUGAUACGAUUUUGUGCGGCGUCGUCCACAACGCCAAUCCUCUCCGCCGCGGUUGAUCUACACCUCACCAUAAUAUAAAGCGGCUCCUCUCCGCCGUCCUCUGCCUUUCCUCUCCUGUCCACCGCCGCCGCCGUGCUGUAGCUUAGCGUCUGUUUACGGUGUUGGAAGGGAGCCAGCCAAAGAAGGGGGCUUUUUCUGCCCAGGCGCAAGAACAGGGAGGGCGAUAAUCAAUUCUACUGGGCUCGCGUCCCUGCUGCUACCGCCGUCCGCAAUCUUGGACAUUGGGUUUUGAGACCAUAAUUUACUUGGUCAGAUGAACAGUGGCUGAUUCCUCCCUCUGAGUUUAGCAUUGUUGCUGCUUUGACAAGAAAUAACUUUAUCUCUACAUAGAGCACUGGAAAAUGGAUCGUGAAGAUACUUCAGGGUUUGUCAGUGGAGGUUGCAAAGAUGAAAUAUACUGGUAAAUGCUCUAGGUUUUCUAACUUGGUAGUUCUGAUGACUACUGUCUAAUCCGGAAGUAAGGCGAGCUCGCACUUUCCCUUAGAGUUUUCUGAGCUUGAGCUCCUAAGAUAUUCACUGGCACUGAAGACAAUGGACCCUGGGCUUGGGCAAUCAGCAUUUACUAUAAAUUUCUCAAAUCCAAAUGCCUGUGUGAAGGAGUUCCCUAUCAUUCACCCCACAGACAGUUCUAGUCAACUUGAUGUACUAUCUCGGGGUCAUUCAUACAACCUGCCUAGAGGGGCCAAGAGAAAGUUUGAUGGCUUGUCACUAGGUCUGGGCAACUCAUCAAACUCAGAUUUCAGCAAUCAAAGUAUGCGUAAUGGCUGCACCAUAUCCUCUCCUAUGGGUAGCAAUGAUGGUUCUUGUAUUGAUCUGGGCUUAAACAAUUUUACACUAGGCAAUGAAGGUACUUCUAGACUGGAUAAGCAGGCUAGUGAUGUUAGGACUACUUCGGCAAAGCCUGGGCUGGAUCUUGAGUUAUCUUUGUCUGUUGGACCAUGUCAAUCUGCUAUCACCGGGCCAGACCUAACUGCAGCAGCCAAACAGAACAACACAUUUCUGCAGCCAUUCAUUAUGAACUUAGUCCCAACAGUUGAUGAAGGAUCGACAUCUCUUCGCCGGCCAUCUGGCGGUCAGGUCCUUUCAUUCCUUAAUAAGACUGCAAUGAUGACUGAGUUUUCUCCAAGGCAAGCUUUCUUGGCUAGCUCUAACCAGACUCAGGGUCCAGCUUCACUACCAACAUUACUCCAAGUACAAGUACAAGAAAGUCCAGCAUCCUGUACUUCUGGGUCUGUCAAUCCGCAACAUCGCACCAGUAGUGCGAAAGUUUGUUCGUAUCCAGGAUGUAGAACAGGAGGCAGAGGUUCAUCAGGGCGCUGCAUUGCACAUGGUGGAGGCAAAAGGUGCCACAAAGAGGGUUGCAGGAAAGGAGCUGAGGGCAAGACCAUCUUCUGUAAGGCUCAUGGAGGAGGGAAGCGAUGCGAGCACUUCGGAUGCACCAAGAGCGCUGAAGGCCGUACUGAGUUCUGCAUAGGCCAUGGUGGUGGUCGACGCUGUAUCCAUGAAGGCUGCAGAAGAGCAGCUAGAGGGAAAUCUGGCCGUUGCAUUAAACAUGGUGGUGGAAAAAGGUGUCAACAGGAGAACUGCACAAAGAGUGCGGAGGGGCGUUCGGGUUUAUGCAUCGCGCAUGGAGGUGGACCUCGCUGUCAGUAUGCUGGCUGCAGCAAGGGUGCCCAGGGCGCUACGGAUUUCUGCAAAUCCCAUGGUGGUGGCAAAAGAUGCACGCACCCCGACUGCGCGAAGGGUGCUGAGGGAAGCACUCCAUUCUGCAAAAGCCAUGGAGGAGGAAAACGUUGUUCAGCCCAAGGUUGCACGAAAAGUGUGCAUGGGGGUACACAAUCAUGUGUUAAGCAUGGAGGUGGCAAGAGGUGUGUGUUUGAAGGAUGCACCAAGAGCGCUAGAGGCCGUACUGAUCAUUGUGUCGGCCAUGGUGGGGGCAAGAGAUGCAUACAUGCUGGCUGUGACAAGAGCGCGCAGGGAAGCACCGAUCUUUGCAAGGCUCACGGAGGGGGCAAACGUUGCUCAUGGGGCCGUCCAGGGUCCGGCCUUGAAGUUGGCAGCCCUCCUUGUGACCGUCUUGCCAGAGGCAAAAAAGGCAUGUGUGUUCAUCACAACCCGCUUCUGGAUGAUGACCGUAUCCAUGGUGGUCAAACACUGGGUGCUUUCAGUAUUACAAACGGUGCCACUGAUCGUGCGGACCACCCUUCAAACACCGAAACCAGCAGGCACAGCAAUUUCAUGCUUCCAGUGGAGGCUCCUUGUCAUGCGCCGGUACCUGUUCCCGAGGGCCGAGUCCAUGGCGGUAACAUCGCAGCAAUGCUUGCUAAUGGCCUGAGUCUCGGAGAGAAGUCCACCAACUACACGGAGGCUAGUACCUCGGCGCCUCGCCACUUCAAGCCCGCUAAGCAAUUGGAGCCCAGCACCUCUUGUCACGGCAACUGGCUCUAGUGCCUAAAAAUUCUGCCUGCCCUCUGUUUCGGCAUGAUUUGUUCCAUCUGGCAAAUAUCUUCUGCUCCUGCCCUCUGUUGUGAAGGCUCCGGUGCGAUUGUGUGAUCUAUUUUCUUGUGGAAUUGUAUUAACCACCCCUGUAUGAGAUAAAUAAAAGGGGAAAGGUAACAUUAUCAGUGGUCAAGUGUUAAUGUUAGGUCUUGUGUUGAAGGUGUUCAGUACAGUGAUAUCCAAUCAUAUUAUUUGAAGUAGACAUGUAUGUUGCUGCUGUUGUAGUACGGUGAUCUCCAGUUAUAUUAUUUGCAGUAAAUAUGUAUGUUGAUGCUGUUGUAUAAAACAUAUGUUGUGUUCUGAAGUUUGUUUUCUCCAUCUGAUUA
Messenger RNA from Lolium rigidum, 2918 nucleotides. RefSeq lists its product as uncharacterized. The transcript is spliced from 2 exons. Lineage: Eukaryota; Viridiplantae; Streptophyta; Magnoliopsida; Poales; Poaceae. The record is from RefSeq and is a predicted model, not a curated record. Bases 625 to 2541 code for a protein of 638 amino acids.